Messenger RNA from Poeciliopsis prolifica (blackstripe livebearer), 2337 nucleotides. Its product is annotated as extracellular calcium-sensing receptor-like. The coding region runs from base 16 to 2337 and encodes 773 amino acids. Gene Ontology annotation, cellular component: membrane. The transcript has 5 exons. Lineage: Eukaryota; Metazoa; Chordata; Actinopteri; Cyprinodontiformes; Poeciliidae. Gene Ontology annotation, biological process: G protein-coupled receptor signaling pathway. The record is from RefSeq and is a predicted model, not a curated record. Gene Ontology annotation, molecular function: G protein-coupled receptor activity.
CAGUUUGCUCAGUCCAUGCUUUUUGCCAUCGAGGAGAUAAACAACAGCACAGACCUGCUGCCGGGCAUGACGCUCGGUUAUGACAUCUACGACACAUGCGGCUCCAUCGCCAGAAGUGUAAAAGUCGCACUUGCCUUGACAAAUAACGACGGCGACGUGUCCCCAACCUCUGAGCGUCCUUGCAUGAAAGCAGCACAAGUGCAGGGAAUCAUGGGAGAAACAUCCUCCUCUCCAAGCACGGCGAUAGCCACUGUCAUCGGCCCAUUUCAUAUCCCACUGAUCAGCCACUUUGCCACAUGUGCCUGUCUCAGUGAUAAAACCAAGUAUCCGUCCUUUCUAAGAACCGUACCCAGUGACUACUAUCAGAGCAGAGCUCUGGCUCAUCUGGUCAAACAUUUCGGCUGGACUUGGGUCGGAGCCGUCAGAACCAACGACGACUACGGCAACAACGGCAUGGCGACGUUCACAGAAACUGCAGAGCAGCUGGGCAUCUGUCUGGAGUAUUCUGUCUCUUUCUUCAGAACAGAUCCUUUAGAGAAAAUACAAAAGAUCAUUGAAAUGAUGAAGUCUUCCACCUCAAAGGUUAUUGUCGCUUUCCUUUCCCACAUGGACAUGGACGUGCUUAUGCACGAGCUGACGCCUCACAAUUUGACCGGGCAUCAGUGGGUCGGCAGCGAGUCCUGGAUCUUUGACUCUCAGAUCGCAGCAAUGGAUAAGAAUCACAUACUGGACGGAGCGAUAGGCCUUUCCGUUCCUAAGGCGCAAGUCGGUGGACUCAGAGAGUUCAUGUUUAAUGUCGAGCCCCUGAAUUCGUCCAAUAGUGAGUUAUUUACCGAUUUCUGGGAGGCGUUGUUCAGCUGCAGGUUCGAGGAGUCAGAGUCGGCUGAAUUUCAAAGCAGAUGUACAGGGCAUGAAGAUCUCACAGAAGUGGAGAACAGCUUCACUGACAUGUCACUCAUGCCCAUUUUUAACAACGUCUAUAAGGGAGUGUAUGCAGUGGCUCACGCUCUGCAUGAUAUUCUCAGUUGCAAUAAAACAUGCAAUGACAACGUGCGGCUCGACCCGACGACGAUUUUACAGCACCUAAAGAAAAUUCAUUUUAAAACUAAGGAAGGUGAUGAGGUGUAUUUUAAUGAGAACGGAGAUCCAGCAGCAAUUUACGAAAUAAUAAACUGGCAACCAGGAGAGAAGGGCAUGGUGGAUUUUGUCACUGUUGGUCUGUAUGAUGCAUCAUUAACUGCAGACAAAAAGCUCAAUCUGUCAAACGAUGCUCUAAUUUGGACGCAGAAGUCAUUGGAGGUUCCUGUGUCAGUUUGCAGUGAGAAAUGUCCACCAGGAACACGCAAAGUCCUGCAGAAAGGAAAACCUGUUUGCUGCCACGACUGUGUCAGAUGUGCAGAAGGAGAAAUAAGCAACGCCACAGAUUCAGUCACCUGUGUGAGAUGCCCCCUUGAAACCUGGUCAAAUGAGGCAAGAGAUGCCUGUGUAAAGAAGGAGGCCGUGUUUCUGUCAUAUGGGGAGAUUAUGGGAGCACUGCUCACUGCAGCGUCUCUGUUUGGAACAUGCUUGACUGCCAUUGUCACGGUCAUCUUCUUCCGAUACAGAAAAACUCCUCUGGUGAGGGCUAACAACUCUGAGCUGAGCUUCCUGCUGCUCUUCUCGCUGACUCUGUGCUUCCUCUGCUCUUUGACCUUCAUCGGUGAACCCUCUGAGUGGUCCUGCAUGCUGCGCCACACGGCGUUCGGCAUCACCUUUGUGCUCUGCCUCUCCUGUGUCCUGGGGAAAACCAUAGUGGUUUUGAUGGCGUUCAAAGCCACCCUACCAGGAAGAGAUGUGAUGAAGUGGUUCGGACCGACACAGCAGAGACUCAGCGUUCUCACUUUCACUGCUGUGCAAGUGAUCAUCUGUAUCCUCUGGUUGACGAUUUCACCUCCUUUCCCAUUUAGGAAUUUCAAAGCAGUCAAAGACAAAAUAAUCUUGGAGUGUUCUCUGGGGUCGGCUGUGGGCUUCUGGUCGGUGCUCGGGUACAUAGGACUCCUCGCUGCGUUGUGCUUCAGUUUGGCUUUUUUGGCUCGGAAACUUCCUGAUAACUUCAACGAAGCCAAGUUCAUCACGUUCAGCAUGCUGAUAUUCUGCGCCGUGUGGAUCACUUUCAUCCCAGCGUACGUCAGCUCGCCUGGGAAGUUAAGCGUUGCAGUGGAAAUUUUUGCCAUUUUAGCCUCCACUUUUGGUUUGCUGUUUUGUAUCUUCAUCCCGAAAUGUUACGUAAUGCUACUAAAACCGGAAAAAAACACAAAAAAGAACAUGAUGGGGAAAGGUCAAUCAAAGUUAUUCUGA